Messenger RNA from Drosophila mauritiana, 2828 nucleotides. RefSeq names its product facilitated trehalose transporter Tret1-2 homolog. The coding region runs from base 243 to 1751 and encodes 502 amino acids. Gene Ontology annotation, biological process: carbohydrate transport; transmembrane transport. Lineage: Eukaryota; Metazoa; Arthropoda; Insecta; Diptera; Drosophilidae. Gene Ontology annotation, molecular function: sugar transmembrane transporter activity. The record is from RefSeq and is a predicted model, not a curated record. Gene Ontology annotation, cellular component: membrane. The transcript has 6 exons.
CACUGCCCCCGAGGCAGCCCCUAAAAUUAGCGGAAAAAUCAAAACAAUAAUACCUUUACAUAUAUAUAGAAACGCGCUGCUAAGAUAAUUAAUGAGACGCGAUAGAAAUAAGUGAAAUACAUAAUCCGAUAUAUACAAGCCAUAAAACAGCGUUUUUUACACCACAAAGAGUCGUCAAAUUUGGCGCAGUGCGUUCUUAUAUAAGGCGUUGCUGAAGAACCCGGAAAUAGGCCGAAUCUCGAAUGGAUUCGGAAAAAGUGGUCCGUGCAAUGGCUCGUUGGUGGCAGACCGUCAGUCAAGAGGACGGUGACUCACGCAAUCCAAUAACCUACGAUCUUCUGCAAGAAAACCAGUCGAAGACUUCGAAGACACGGCAAUAUGUGGCGGCUAUGAUAAUUUGUUUGGGAGCGGUUGCCGCUGGAACUGCGUUAUCCUGGACGUCUCCUGUUUUUCCGCAGAUCUCUGCCGGAAACCAAAGUUUCUUAAAUUCCACUACUGGCGAUACUUCCAACUCGACGUCCAACGAGAAUGACAUUCUACUGACCGAUUCGCAAAAAACAUUGGUGGGAUCCAUGUUGCCCUUUGGCGCCCUUUUUGGCGCCCUCCCCUCCGGAUAUAUUGCCGAUAGGAUCGGGCGACGUUCUACAGCCAUGGUCAUGGACAUUCCCUUCAUCUUGGCCUGGAUCACGCUCAGUUUCGCAAAUUCCGUCGGCUGGCUUUACUUGGGCAGAUUUUUAAUCGGUAUCGCAACGGGCAGCUUCUGCGUGGUGGCUCCCAUGUACAUUUCGGAAAUCGCGGAGACCAGCAUUCGUGGCAGUCUGGGCACGCUGUUCCAGUUGCUCCUCACGAUCGGUAUCCUGUUCAUCUACGUGGUGGGAGCUUUUGUCACAUGGAAAACCCUGAGCAUGCUCUGUCUAAUCAUACCCAUCCUGCUGCUCGUCGGCCUGUUUAUCGUGCCCGAAACGCCAGUGUAUCUACUUAAAAGGGGUAGGCGCUCCGAGGCCAAUCGCGCACUAAAAUGGCUGUGGGGAGAUUACUGCAACACCAGCAACGCCAUCCAGGCCAUCCAAAACGACCUGGACCAGACAGGAGCGGAUGCAUCCGUGAAGGAUUUGUUCAGCAACCGCGCCUCGCGGAACGGUAUGGUGAUCUCCGUGCUGCUGAUGGUCUUCCAGCAGUUCUCCGGCAUUAAUGCCGUGAUCUUCUUCAUGAACGAGAUCUUCAAGUCCAGCAGCACGAUAGAUCCCAAAGCCUGCACCAUAGUUGUGGGGGCUGUGCAGGUGCUCAUGACUCUGGCCUCCUCCAUGCUCAUCGAGAAGGCCGGCCGCAAAAUCCUGCUGAUCUUCAGCAGCACCAUCAUGACGGUGUGCCUGGCCAUGCUGGGUGCCUACAACACCAUCCAACGGCACACUGAUGUGUCCCAGUCCAUUGGCUGGUUGCCCCUGCUCUGCAUAGUGCUGUUCAUCGUGAGCUUCUCCGUGGGCUACGGACCCAUUCCCUGGAUGAUGAUGGGCGAGCUGUUCAUGCCGGACGUUAAGGGCAUCGCCGUCUCCCUGAGCGUCAUGAUGAACUGGGUGUGCGUGUGCCUGGUCACAUGGCUCUUCGGCGUGCUCAAUGCUGGCGGUGCUGAUGUGCCCUUCUGGUUCUUCAGUGCCUGGAUGGGGGUGGCCACUGCCUACGUGGCCAUCGCCUUGCAGGAGACCAAGGGCAAGAGUGCCAGCCAAAUCCAGAGCUGGUUGAGCGGACGCUGAGGAUCACAGGAGGACUCCAUGCCAUAGUUAAUUCUAGUUGAAUGCCAUUGAACUCGUAGUUGAAUAAGCAGCCCUUGCAAAGAUACUUUUGAAUACUUUCUAUAUUUCACUUAUAUUUUCAACGAUUUACAAGAAACUGAACUUCAGCCAAGAUAUGUAAUCUUUUCCUAAUUUUAUUACAAUUUGUUUCGGACUCAAGGCCAACCUAACUUAUUGUUGUUCCACAAUGUUCAGAUCCGUAGUAUAGUUCAACUAGUUCCUAAGUACUCAUGGUCACGCCCAAAUAUCUAUAUAAGAUUCGAUGGACUUCCACUUCCACCCAAUUACACAUGUACGUGCUCUCCUUUUGUAUAAACCACCUGCUCUGUGUACACACACGUACUUUGGGAUUGCAAAGACAAAUACCUAUAUUUAUACUUCUGUGUGCUAAUUUUAACAAAUGUACAUAUAUAUUUGAUAAUAAAAGUAAACUGUACAGGAACCCGUAGUGUUUGCGGGUCAGAUUUGAGACGAUAGCCCCAGGCCCGGGUACGCCCCUUAAAGUGCGAAAUUGGAUCCCUAUCAGGCGACUGCACUCCAUCGGCUGGUCGUUGGCGACAGGCCACGCCCACUGCUGGCGCCAGUGCUCGGCGAUUCCCCAUUCCGACCACCACCCACUGCCCCGCGUCAUGGUCAGUGUGAAGGUCAUCGUCGGUUGAUUGAUCGACAUCGGAGUCGGAAUAUGUAUUGGAAUCGGAAUCGCCAGAUCGAUGCACAAAAUGCAAAUUGAAAUCGUGCCAGCCAGCCCACUGCGUUCGAUUGCCGGCGCUUCUAUGCAAAUAUUUAACGCAAUUACAGGAAGCCCAUCGAAGCCCCUAUUUGCUUGGGUAUUUGCUCGGCUAUUUGCCCACAUGCUCAACAGGUUGGCGACAAUCACCAGCAAGACAAAUACAAAUGGCAAAUAUCGCAGGGGGUGAAAAAGUGGGAGUGAUGGCGUAGAUGAUGCCGCGAUAUGUCCGCUAAUUUUAAUUCGCGUUCUGGUAGAUAAAUCGGUGGGAUUGAUGGGAUAUAGUCCAUAUAUGAACAUGUACAUGAUGG